This is a messenger RNA of Meloidogyne enterolobii, 1846 nucleotides long. Lineage: Eukaryota; Metazoa; Nematoda; Chromadorea; Rhabditida; Meloidogynidae. The record is from the annotation of a GenBank genome assembly.
UUCUCUUAUUAAUAUAUCUGAUUCAAAUUUUUGUUUAAAUUCCAAAAUGGUUGUUGUUAUUCAUUUGCUCUACAGGAUUUUAUCGUCGGCAAAGCGAAUGCAGAAAGUGAAGCCUUAUACAUUGCAUUGUUCGCUGCUUGUACUUGUAUUUAUUUAUGCUUUUGUUGGGGGAUUAAUCUUCAAUAAAUUGGAAGCACAGGCCACACAGGAACAGUAUAAAAAGGAAUGGGAGGCAAAAACAGAAUGUGUCCUUGAACAAGUACCCUCUUCUCAACCACUAGAUGAACAACCAAGGACGGAUCGCAUUUUGCAUUGUUUUCAAAGUGAACCUGAUCAUCGAUCUCAAUGGAGUUGGAUAACUGGCACACUGUAUAGUUUCGGCAUUAUCACAACACUUGGCUACAACAGGAUAGGACCAAUAACACUGGCAGGCCGGCUUUUUUGUAUAAUUGCAAACAUCGGUCAAUAUCUCAACCAAUUUGCAAGUGCUACCCGUAGACAUAUUGAAACAUACCGAGAGAAGAGGCGACGUUCGCGCGUUACAGGCUCUUCUGGUUUAAGUGCUAGUGAAGAAGAAAUUGAGGAUUCAUCUGUAGAAUUUAUGUCUCUUGGCCUAUUGAUAUCCUUCUUGUUUUAUGUCUGCUUGGGUGCUUUCUUAUUGCCACUUCUAAACGGCGAGGCUAUGCCACAAAGCCAGAUGUCUUUUUUUGAUUUCCUCAAUGGAAUUUAUUUUAACUUCCUCUGUCUAACAGCCAUUGACUUUGGACAACUUGUUCCUUCAAAGUGGGAAUUCUUGCCAAUCACCUUCCUUUAUGUAUGCAUUGGGCUUGCUAUUACGACAAUCGCGAUAGAGAUUGGUUCUGAGUAUCUAAAGAAGCUCCAUCACUUUGGAAAACGUAUGAAAAAUGUAGCACAGACUAGGAUUUGGUUUGGCGGCAAAACACUGAAGGUGAGAGAUUUAUUGCAUGCUGUUGGCAAAAAAUGUGGUAUUGACCCUUCAGAAAUUGACAAGCUGGAUCUUGAAAAUGUUAUUGAGAGAGCAGUGGCAAUUAAUGAGGGACGUGAACCUCCAUUGGAUACAAAUGAAGAACCGCCACCACCAAAAGAGCCGCAACCACCAGCUACUGAGGAAGUACCUCUGCUUGAAAAUAAUAGAAAUGAGGACCGGCGAUCACGUACCCCACCUUUUAAGAGGGCAGCCGAACGUAUUGUGAGCCUCCCCAUUGUUGAACAGACAAAGCCGAUUGAGAAUGUCGAUGAGAGCUUAGAAAACAGCAACAGAAAUUUGCGAUUGGAUCUCUGCGAAUUUGUUGCAAUAGAUAUGGAUUUGCCUGAUGGACCUAUAGAGGAGGCACUUACUUGGAUGGAACCAGUGCAAAUAGAUCCAGCCAUUGCUUCACCUAAAGAUUUGGGCGCUUAUGGGCCACCGCACGUAAUAGUGGAUGAAGAUGAACGGAUUCUGGAUUUAGAACCGAGAAAAUUUAAAGAAAAAAAGGAAAAGUAUGGAAGGGAUGCCAAAAGGCUUUACGAAACCUAUCAAGAAGAAUGGGAGAGAUUAGUUCUAGCAUUGAAUGCAUUGGGAUCUGGAACCGGGGGUAGAAGAGAAUCAUCACUGGAAGGUAGCACUUCAACAGCAAGAGAAAGUCCAGCUGCUGUCAGACAUGCUCAGCAAACUAGUCCGCCAUCAGCAACACGAAUAACCAAAGAGUCAACAACUAGUCCAUCAGAAUUAAGAAAACAAACAGUACCUAAACAGGAAGUGAAAAUAACAACAUCGCCCACGAAUCCUAGGAUAAAAUCACCUACUAUGUUAAGGGCAGGCACGACACCAAAGGUGAUACCUUAG